Rotaria sp. Silwood1 is the source of this 963-nucleotide messenger RNA. NCBI's taxonomy places the organism in Eukaryota, Metazoa, Rotifera, Eurotatoria, Philodinida, Philodinidae. The record is from the annotation of a GenBank genome assembly.
AUGGAACAACUUUGUCUUCAACUCAAUCAACUUGAACAAGAUGCUAAAAAUAAAAAACCAUCAAAGCAAAUUAAAAAAAAAUCUAUUAAUUUUCCAAAUCUAAAAUUUAUUAUUAUUCAUUUUUUAAGCAAAAUUACUACUCCUUCAGCAUUUGCUAAUUAUGAUCAAUUUCAUGCUAAUAUUUCUUCUAAUAUUGAUGUUGAUCCAUUUCAAACAGUCGAUCCAUUUGCUUCUCAAUCUGAUAUAGGUUCAUCAACAGCACCAAAUGUUUGGUUUCAAUCAUCGAACAAUGUUCCUACAACAAAUUAUCCAUUUGGUCCAAAAAUUGAAUCUCCAAACACAAAAAAUACAGCAUCAAAAGCGAAAUCAUCAUCAGUUGAUCCAUGGAGUGGAACAACAACAACAAUAACUAAUAAAAAUGGAAAUAUUUGGACACCAUUUAAUACAACAGAUGAUGAAUCACAAAAUGUUUAUAAUGAAAAUUCUUCUUCUGGUACAAUUCGAUAUCAAGCAUUAGAUGAUUAUAAAUCAGAACGUUCUGAUGAUAUGUCAAUGUCAACUGGUGAUAUAAUGACUGUAAAAAUUUUUUUAGCAUAUGCUGAACGUAUUAUCUUAACACCAUCAUCUACUAAUGAAAAUGUUAAUGAUACAACAUUACAAUUAGCAAUUGGUUGGUUUCCAAGAAAUUAUAUUCGACCAGCUAUUGAAAUUGAAAUACAAAAUAAUAAAAAUUCGACAAAAAAUACACCGACCAGUGAAAAACCAUUGAAUUUCCCAAUAUAUGCUAAUGAUGUAUCAUCAAAUGAUGGUGACGUUGCUAUUUAUCCAUUUGAAGCAACAGAAUCAACUGAUUUAUCAUUUAAUAUUGAUGGACAGGAAAAAUCGCCAUUUCAAGAAACAGCUAUUGCAAUAACAUCAUUUCAUACAAAUGCAGAAGAUCGUUUAUCAUUUGAUCAAGGAUAA